AUGGUCGCCGCUUUCAUACCACUUCCGACCAACCGAAAUCUCGAGGAAAAGAACUUCCCUAGCACAAGCCAUAUCGACCUCACCGAGGAUGACGGCGCCAGCCCAUCCCAACUUGCCAAGGAGGUUGCUCUCUAUAACCGCGCAAAAUGGUGGCGAGAUCUUAACCGUGCCAUGGCUGUUAUUGGACUCUUAAUCAUUGGCGCAUUUGCAGUUCUGAUUGCGCUUGGCGUUAAGCAACGAUGGAGAUGA
Messenger RNA from Cordyceps fumosorosea ARSEF 2679, 249 nucleotides. RefSeq lists its product as hypothetical. The record is from RefSeq and is a predicted model, not a curated record. The transcript has a single exon. Bases 1 to 249 code for a protein of 82 amino acids. NCBI's taxonomy places the organism in Eukaryota, Fungi, Ascomycota, Sordariomycetes, Hypocreales, Cordycipitaceae.